AUGGGGCAUAAUUAUUAUGGGGAGCCCGCAUGGCCUAAUGAUCUUUUAUAUAUUUUUCCUGUAGUGAUUUUAGGUACUAUUGCGUGUAACGUAGGAUUAGCGGUUUUAGAACCAUCAAUGAUUGGUGAGCCGGCGGAUCCGUUUGCAACUCCUUUGGAAAUAUUACCUGAAUGGUAUUUCUUUCCUGUAUUUCAAAUACUUCGUACAGUACCAAAUAAGUUAUUAGGCGUUCUUUUAAUGGUUUCAGUACCUGCGGGAUUACUAACAGUUCCUUUUUUAGAGAAUGUGAAUAAAUUCCAAAACCCAUUUCGUCGUCCAGUAGCUACAACUGUUUUUUUGGUUGGUACUGUAGUAGCCCUUUGGUUAGGUAUUGGAGCAACAUUACCCAUUGAUAAAUCCCUAACUUUAGGUCUUUUUUAA
Molecule: messenger RNA, 420 nt
Organism: Amaranthus tricolor (Joseph's coat)
Lineage: Eukaryota; Viridiplantae; Streptophyta; Magnoliopsida; Caryophyllales; Amaranthaceae
Source: the annotation of a RefSeq genome assembly